AUGCAGUCUCUCACGCGCCUCGUGCGCCCCCUCCUCAGAACCGCCGUCUCGUCUCCCAGGCCCUUCACCACGCUCGCCCCCCUCCGACCGUCCCUCACGCCUCUCCGCCGGCGCAACGGCGCCCUCGCGAGCUUCACCCCCUCAGCUCCCGAUACGGCCGCCGGCGCCGCCGAAACCGCCGACCUGGUCUCCCGGUCGGCCGUCUCCUCCCAUCCCGCCCUGGCGGGCCUGCAGCUGCGAUUUGGCCCGCGGAACACCAUGAAUGGGCACACGAGGCUGGUCCAGAAGCGGAGGCAUGGCUUCCUGCACAGAACGCGGAGCCGAAGCGGGCGCCGGAUCUUGCUGAGGAGGAGGCUGAAGGGCAGGAGGCAGCUUGCGCAGUAG
Ustilaginoidea virens is the source of this 384-nucleotide messenger RNA. RefSeq lists its product as uncharacterized. The record is from RefSeq and is a predicted model, not a curated record. NCBI's taxonomy places the organism in Eukaryota, Fungi, Ascomycota, Sordariomycetes, Hypocreales, Clavicipitaceae. Gene Ontology annotation, biological process: translation. Gene Ontology annotation, molecular function: structural constituent of ribosome. Bases 1 to 384 code for a protein of 127 amino acids. The transcript is spliced from 2 exons. Gene Ontology annotation, cellular component: ribosome.